Messenger RNA from Verticillium alfalfae VaMs.102, 1110 nucleotides. RefSeq names its product ADP-ribosylation factor 1. Bases 1 to 552 code for a protein of 183 amino acids. The transcript is spliced from 4 exons. Gene Ontology annotation, cellular component: lysosomal membrane. Gene Ontology annotation, molecular function: GTP binding; GTPase activity. Gene Ontology annotation, biological process: protein transport. The record is from RefSeq and is a predicted model, not a curated record. Lineage: Eukaryota; Fungi; Ascomycota; Sordariomycetes; Glomerellales; Plectosphaerellaceae.
AUGGCGGGCUUGUUCCGAAGGAUGUAUGAUUGGUUGCUCAGGACGUUUUGGGCAACGGAAAUGGAUGUGACCAUGAUCGGACUGCAAGCAGCAGGCAAGACGUCUCUGCUGCGUGUCCUUGCUGGCGGCGAAUUCACGAUCGACUCGAUCCCGACGGUCGGAUUCAAUAUGAAGCGUGUGCAACGGGGACACGUCACGCUCAAAUGCUGGGAUAUUGGUGGACAACCCCGUUUUCGGACCAUGUGGGAGAGGUACUGCCGAGGAGUGAACGCCAUCGUUUUCAUCGUCGACAUUGCCGAUGUAGAUCUGCUUCAGCAGGCCCGGGACGAACUCCAUGCGCUCAUGGAGCAGAACUCCUUGAAAGGCAUCCCCCUCCUCGUACUGGGCAACAAAUCUGAUCUGCCGAAUAAGCUGUCCGUUGAUGAGCUCAUCGAUGCUUUGGACCUCAAGACGAUCGGUCACCGCGAAGUCUGCUGUUACGGCAUCAGCGCCAAGGAGGAGACAAACUUGGAUGCUGUCAUUCAAUGGCUCAUGAAGUGGGCCAACAGGUGAAAUCGCAUGCUGCGUGAUGCCUUUGGGGCGACCAGCGGCUGCUGGCAGUGCGGGAGCUCAUUCGCACAGCAGGCUUCAAGCCGGCACGCGUUGGAUGCCUAUUUCGGUUUGCUGAGUAGUCGGCCUGGUGUGUAAUGGCUCAAGACGUCAGGGAGACGUGGAAAGUCGGCAAAUUUCGCAGUUCAUGAAGGAUUUUUUUACGAUUCUUCCGCCAUGAACAAAGAGAAGGCCUUCAUCUCAACACGAUGUACGUUUGGAAAGACUGCAUAACCACUCAGUCUUUGAUGGUUGGGUACAACAGUCUCGAAGGAGGAGAAAGCGUUGUGAAGCCUUUGUCGGAAGAAGAGCGGGGCAGACUAGGCUCAUGAUGUCUCCUCGUUACCGCGAGGUGUUUCAUUUUGUCCAGUGACGGGCAAUGCAACAUUGCGUAAGGCAGCGAGGCAACACGGCCAAUUGGAACUGGGCGGCUGACCAGCAUACGUUAACGAUGGAUGACGACGAUGAUACGAACUUUCCAAUUUUUCAGAUGAGAAAAUAUAACCACCGUGAGCAUAAGAG